Messenger RNA from Labeo rohita (rohu), 2033 nucleotides. RefSeq names its product SAM pointed domain-containing Ets transcription factor. Gene Ontology annotation, biological process: regulation of transcription by RNA polymerase II; cell differentiation. Gene Ontology annotation, molecular function: DNA-binding transcription factor activity, RNA polymerase II-specific; sequence-specific DNA binding. The coding region runs from base 252 to 1256 and encodes 334 amino acids. The transcript has 6 exons. NCBI's taxonomy places the organism in Eukaryota, Metazoa, Chordata, Actinopteri, Cypriniformes, Cyprinidae. The record is from RefSeq and is a predicted model, not a curated record. Gene Ontology annotation, cellular component: nucleus.
UCUUGCUUGAAGUCUUGAGCACACCCACAUCAGGUGCACUCACACACAUACACACACUCUUGUCACUAACAGUAUUAGUCACUGAGGUUAGUAAUGUGGCACUCCACUAUUCCAGCUUGUCGCGUUCCCUGUUGAGUCUGUAGGAGGCCUAGAAUUAGACCCACAUUUGAAAAACAAGCAGAAAGCAAAGGAAUCAAGAAGAGGCCUUCCUGAUCGCACCUGCAACCUCGUCUUCACCUGGACAGUAGACAAUGGCCAGUCCUGUCCGAAUCCAGUCAGACAGCGCUGUUCUUCAGCCGCCGCACUCCACAGGCUUCACCGAGAGCUCGCUGGCCCUUCUUAAGCGAGAAGAUGGCUUGGAGAUGGUCGAGCACAAACCUCGUCUCGACGGCUCGGACCGAGGACAUCCGGGACUCUAUCUGUCCUGCUUCGACAUGCUGUUCACCGAGGACGCCGCCUGGCUGGUGAGGGUGUCGGAUUCGUCCGCACCCGUGGGCGUCGGGCCCAGGCUGGAGCCGUGUCAGGAACCGGAGCAGUGUCCGGUGAUCGACAGCCCUGGGCUGGGAGCCUCACCGCUGUCCCCUACUCUGGAGGAACAGGUGGAGGAGAGAUCUCUGGAACAGGUGCAAAGCCUGGUAGUGGGAGAAGUUCUGAAGGACAUUGAGACAGCUUGUAAACUUCUCAACAUCACACCAGACCCGAUGGAGUGGAAUUGUGGGAACGUUCAGAAGUGGCUGCUAUGGACGGAGCAUCUCUACAGGCUGCCGCAGGUUGGAAAGGCCUUCCAGGACCUGGAUGGCAAAGAUUUAUGCUCCAUGAGCGAGGAAGACUUCCGACAGCGUUCGCCACAGUGCAGCGAAACGUUACACGCACAUCUGGAUAUAUGGAAAUCAGCUGCCUGGAUGAAGGAAAGAUGUUCGGGUGGAGAGACCAGGAUGAGAGAAGGUGAAGAGCUGUGGUCCGAAGCAGAUUCGUCUUGUUCUGGUCAGCCGAUCCACCUUUGGCAGUUCCUUAGAGAACUUCUCCUCAAGCCUCACAGUUACGGACGCUGCAUCCGCUGGCUGAAUAAAGAAAAAGGGAUCUUUAAAAUCGAAGAUUCGGCUCACGUGGCUCGUCUCUGGGGUUUGAGGAAGAAUCGACCGGCUAUGAACUAUGACAAACUCAGCCGCUCUAUUCGGCAGUACUAUAAAAAGGGCAUCAUCCGCAAGCCAGAUGUCUCGCAAAGACUCGUCUAUCAGUUCGUCCAUCCGGUAUAAGAGAGAUAGCGAACUCAGCCACUGAGACCAGAACUUUAUGAACUGACAAGCCCUCCUACACAUUUCCUGAGACUAUUUCUGGGUUUUGCAUGACAGUGAAACCGAGAAAAAAUGUAAGAAAGUUCCAAGAUUUCAGUCAUUUUCUAUGUAUAAAAUAUAUUAAGUCCAACAUGUACUUGCACUCUUUUAAAAACUCUUGUGUGUCUGUAUAAACGUAGUAUCAGCUUUGCACUGCUACUUCCUGUUACUUUAAGAAAAGCCUGUCAAAUAAAUUAUGAUGUUUAACAGAAGCACUAAGGUUGAAAUGAGAGAGAUUUAGUAGAUAUUCUUCGAAGUAUGUUACAGGUUACUCGCAAGGUCUGCCUGUCAUCUAAUACUCAGCGUGUGAGUCCUGCCAGCGUGUCUCUGAGCAAACCCUGGUUUCCCUGCCCAUGAUUUGCAGUGGAAAGACUCGAGUUUGCGUUAAUCUCUGGCUGCCACCCAACAAACAUCCCCCUUUUUCUGGUUUGUGAUUAAUUGCACUGCAAACCUUUGAAGUCUGCCCAUGUGAACUUUCUUCACGUUCUUCAGUAAUCGUCCACCUUUGCACGCACCUCCCUGCUCACGUCAGCUUUCAUUCUGAUGCAAAUGAGGGCUUACCGUCGGCUCGUGGAUUUUCAAACACUGCAUUUGUCACUAGUAACGGUUAAUUGACAAGUUUAAGUCAGGAAGUCCGAAUUUAGGGGAGAAAGUCAUUUUGAGCCUAAAGGAGGUUUGGGUUUUGUUGUGGCUCUUGUA